Messenger RNA from Cydia fagiglandana, 1685 nucleotides. RefSeq names its product alpha-1,3-mannosyl-glycoprotein 4-beta-N-acetylglucosaminyltransferase A-like. The transcript has 10 exons. Gene Ontology annotation, biological process: protein N-linked glycosylation. Lineage: Eukaryota; Metazoa; Arthropoda; Insecta; Lepidoptera; Tortricidae. Gene Ontology annotation, cellular component: Golgi stack; endoplasmic reticulum-Golgi intermediate compartment; endoplasmic reticulum. Gene Ontology annotation, molecular function: acetylglucosaminyltransferase activity. The record is from RefSeq and is a predicted model, not a curated record. The coding region runs from base 18 to 1685 and encodes 555 amino acids.
UGACUCGAGAGGAAGAGAUGGAGGCGCGUCUGGCCCAGAUGCAGGCCAGUCUCCAGUUCCUGGACACCCUGUAUCGCGCCAGACAGGUCGAGGUUUUUAACUUGCAGUCCAAGCUCAUGACCUUUGCCAACUCAGCGCAAUCUGAGAAGAUUUUCGGCCCGAGCACUACAAUGACCCCUGAGGUGGUCCAACUACUCAAGAAUCUCACUGGUACCAAAGCAGCCUCCGGCUUGGACCCAAGGAACCUGCAGCCCCAAUCGCUCCCCUUCAUCUACCAGCUCAUGCCCCACCUCUUGGAUGACGCCUACAGCCUCAGACCGGCGUACCAUAUGAGGGGCUCACGGCAGCUGGCGGAUGUUGUCAUCGGCAUACCGACUGUGAGGCGGGACAAGGAGAGCUACCUCAUGGUUACUCUGACGCACCUGAUCAGCGGGAUGACCGAGGCCGACCAGAACGAGACAGUCAUCAUCGUGAUGGUGGGCGAGGCCGACUUGGAGUUCGUCAUCAACACGGCGAAGAAAAUCGAAACCAUGUUCCCUAAAGAAGUCGAAAGCGGUCUCAUCGAAGUGAUCUCUCCAUCACCCUCUUACUACCCAGAUUUCGACAGCAUCGAGCCUACUCUAGGGGAUUCCUCCAAGCGGAUGAGAUGGAGAACCAAACAGAACCUGGACACGAUAUUUCUGAUGGCGUACGCGCAUAGUAGGGGGACCUUCUACCUCAUGCUGGAAGACGAUGUUAUUGCUAAGAAGAAUUAUAUGCAGGACAUAAAACUGUUUACCGCCUCCACCACUAUCAGUACCCCCCAAUGGUUCUUCAUAGAGUACUGUGUAUUCGGUGGCAUCGGCAAGCUGUUCCGGUCAGCUGAUCUCGUCCACUUCAUCACAUACGUCCAGCUCUUUUACACUAACAUGCCUAUUGACUGGCUGCUAGAGAGCUAUUUGGCUGAUAAAGUUUGCAGCAUCUAUAAAACUUCGAAAGAAUGUGCAAAGAGCAAGACGGAGAUACGGCCAAAGUUUAAAUCUUCACUGUUCCAGCAUAUUGGACUGUAUUCUUCACUGAAAGGCAAAAUACAGAAAGUACAGGACUCCCGCUACGGCAAGCUCCCAGGGUUCUACCCCCACCAGAACCCCCCUCUACAGAGCAUCCACAACGACAUAGAGGAAAAGGCGGACCACACCAUCAGGAGGGCGUAUAAUGGGGAGACCUUCUUCUGGGGUCUCAAGCCCAAGAAGGGGGACGUUAUAGAGUUCGUGUUUCAGAAGCCAAUUGUGCUGGAAAGAUAUACCUUCCGUAGCGGCAACGUAGACCACGCAUCAGACAAGUUCUACGACACUUACGUCGAGGUUCAGCCCGUGGCCGGCAACUACUCUGUGGUCGACGGCUUUGACGAGUUUGGCUUGGCCGAUGGCUACCUCAAGAGGGAGUGGGGGCCUCUUAACGCGAUCAGAUUAAGAGUGAACCGCGACAGUACCUUCUGGGUCAUUCUGAGCGAGCACCUUCUGGGUCAUUCUGAGCGAGGUACGUUUGUAGUAUCUGUCUCUGUCUACUCUGUGGUCGACAGCUUUGACGAGUUUGGCUUGGCCGAUGGCUACCUCAAGAAGGAGUGGGGGCCUCUUAACGCGAUCAGAUUAAGAGUGAACCGCGACAGCACCUUCUGGGUCAUUCUGAGCGAGGUAUGUUUGUAG